Molecule: messenger RNA, 1173 nt
Organism: Vicia faba (fava bean)
Lineage: Eukaryota; Viridiplantae; Streptophyta; Magnoliopsida; Fabales; Fabaceae
Source: the annotation of a GenBank genome assembly
AUGUGCAGCUCCAAAACCAAAGUAACAGCAGCAGGCAUAGAAAUCACAACCUCAGCCACAUCACCUGUUGCCAAAAUCAAUGGCAGACCUGUUCUUCAACCAACUUGUAACAGAGUUCCAAACAUUGAAAGAAGAAACUCAAUCAAGAAACUUCCACCAAAAUCACUUUCACCACCACUUCAGACCAAAACUUCAUCAACGCCUCCACUUUCACCCAAGUUAUUAAAGUCACCAAGGCCAACACCAACACCAACACCAACAAAGAGAAUCAAUGAAACUUAUCUCUUCAACACUAGUUCUGAAAAGAUUGUAACACCAAGAAACUCAACAAAAACUUCAACUUUAAAAAAAUCCAAGAGUUUUAAACAAGGCUCAUAUGGUAAUGACUCUACUGAAUCAUCAUUGAGUUACUCUUCAAGUUUGAUCACUGAUUCACCAGGAAGUAUUGCUGGUUUGAGGAGAGAACAGAUGGCAUUGCAGCAUGCUCAGAGAAAAAUGAAGAUUGCUCAUUAUGGAAGAUCAAAGUCUGCAAAAUUUGAAAGUGUUGUUGCUCCUCUUGAUACUUUAAACAAUCUUGCUUCAAAAACAAGUGAAGAGAAGGAGAAAAGAUGCAGCUUUAUCACACCCAAUUCAGAUCCAAUCUAUAUUGCUUAUCAUGAUGAGGAAUGGGGAGUUCCAGUGCAUGAUGACAAAAUGUUGUUUGAACUUCUAGUUUUGAGUGGUGCUCAAGUUGGAUCUGAUUGGACCUCAAUCUUAAAGAAACGUCAUGAGUUCAGGACUGCAUUUUCUGAAUUUAAUCCAGCAACUUUGGCAAACUUGACUGAUAAGCAAAUGAUAUCUAUUAGUUUGAAACAUGGCAUUGAUAUAAGCAGAGUUAGAGGAGUUGUUGAUAAUGCUAAUCGAAUUUUGGAGGUUAACAAGGAGUUUGGUUCAUUUGACAAAUACAUAUGGGGUUUUGUGAAUCAUAAACCCAUUUCCACACAAUACAAAUUUGGCCACAAGAUUCCAGUGAAGACAUCAAAAUCAGAAAGCAUAAGCAAAGACAUGAUUAGAAGAGGGUUUAGGUUUGUAGGCCCCACAAUGGUUCAUUCUUUUAUGCAAGCAGCUGGCCUCACCAAUGACCACUUAAUCACUUGCUUCAGGCACUUGCAAUGCACCUUAUUAUCAUGCUAA